GCUUUUCAAGAAAAUCGAAUCUAAUCACUCACUUGAGAGUUCAUACAGGAGAGAGGCCUUAUCAUUGUUCAGAGUGUUUAAAGACCUUUUCCAGCAAGUCACAACUUAAUAGUCAUUUAAGAGUUCAUACAAGAAUGAAACCGUAUCAGUGUUCAGAGUGUCUAAGGACCUUUUUAAGCAAAUCUCGACUAAUAACCCACUUCAGGGAACAUACAGGAGUGGAACCUUAUCAGUGUUCGGAGUGUCUAAAGACCUUUUCAAAAAAAUCAAAUCUAAUGCACAUGAGAGUUCGUAUUAGAAAGAAGCCAUUUCAUUGUUCCGAAUGUCUAAAAGUCUUUUCAGAAAAAUCAAAUCUAAUACAACACCUGAGAGUUCAUACAGGAGAAAAACCAUAUCAGUGUUCAGAGUGUCUAAAGGUUUUGUCAGACAGAUCAAGCCUAACACAGCACAUGAGGGUUCAUACAGGAGAGAGACCUCACCAGUGCUCAGAGUGUCUGAAGGCCUUUUCAAUAAAAAAAGAUCUAAUAAGGCACCUGAGAGUUCAUACAGGAGAAAAACCAUAUCAGUGUUCAGAGUGUCUAAAAGCUUUUUCGAGUAAAUCACAUCUAAUCCGCCACUUGAGAGUUCAUACAGGAGAGAAACCUUAUCAGUGUUCAGAAUGUCUAAAGGUAUUUUCCCAUAAAAGUGAUCUAACAAAACACUUGAGAGUUCAUACAGGAGAGAAACCAUAUAAGUGUUCUGAGUGUCUAAAGUGUUUCUCAGACAAAUCAUAUCUAACAAAGCACCUGAAGGUUCAUACUGGAGAGAAACCAUAUCAAUGUUUAGAGUGUCUGAAGUCAUUUUCCCAUAAAAGUGCUUUAACAAAACACUUGAGAAUUCAUACAGGAGAGAAACCUUAUCAGUGUUCAGAGUGCUUAAAGGCAUUUUCCCAAAAAGGUUCUUUAACAAAACACUUUAGAGUUCAUACAAGAGAGAAACAACAGGCCACCAGCUCUCUUCAAGAUGGAGCUUGAUAAAUAUCUCAAGUUAGCUCCCAAGCCCCUGGGUUAUAGUGCCCCACAUUGAACUGUAUGUAGCCAGCACCAGUAGCCUAAUAGAUCAAGAGGUCUGGUCUUUGGGUGGUGAUUCUAAAAAUUAGCUUUGAUAACCUUCAGGUAUUAACCCUUACACUGUCAGUCCUGUAAUAUUAUGGCUUUGAAGCCAACGUUGGUCCCGAAAUACUAUGCUAAAAUUCUAGCGGCUUCCAGUCUUGUAGGAGAUAGCUGGUAGGCCUAGUUACAACUAGCCUUAUGUUGUAACAAUGGGGAAAUAAUGGCUCCUUAUGUUCCUUCCAGUUUUUAUUUAAUACAUAUAUCAAGUCUCUUGGUAUCCAGGAAGCAAGUUAAAAUUGCAAUCCCCUAUUCUCAGGGAUGUGGUACUAUACAGCGAAGAACAUAAUUCUAUGUUCGAGUUCUUAUAAAUUAUAAAAACCCCACACCAUAAAUAAUUUACCAAUAAUAAC
Messenger RNA from Cherax quadricarinatus, 1501 nucleotides. NCBI's taxonomy places the organism in Eukaryota, Metazoa, Arthropoda, Malacostraca, Decapoda, Parastacidae. The record is from RefSeq and is a predicted model, not a curated record.